AUGAUUAAUAAUCUCAAGUCUCUGCAAUCAAUUUUUGGUUAUGAUAUGUCUGCCAAGCCACAAUAUUGGAUUGUAAAGAAUAAAAUUUGCAUCCUUUUGAAGCCUCAGAUAUUAAAGAUUUUUUCCCGUUUCUUUUCAGAAAAUAAUAAAAGCAGCUAUUUUUACAAAAAUAUAGCUAUACUAGUUGUAAUUGCCCGAGUGCGGACUCUACCACUUGGAUGGUAG
This is a messenger RNA of Blepharisma stoltei, 225 nucleotides long. The record is from the annotation of a GenBank genome assembly. Lineage: Eukaryota; Ciliophora; Heterotrichea; Heterotrichida; Blepharismidae.